CGCGGACGCAAAGCCCAAAAUAUUCCACUUGUCUUGUGUGGAGUCACGGCAACCUCGACUGCAUUUGCACUUCAAUAGUCGAAUCCACCCCUUCCCCUUUUGCCUCCGAGCGAAAGUAAACGCGACGGAGAAGGACCUCCCCGUGCAAGCCACUGCCUUCGGUUGGAUUGGCCAACGCGGCAAGGAAGGAAGGAAAUCAUCCAGGGUGCAGGCUACGCGAUCUGAUCGAUCGAUUUCCGAUUGGUCGCCGGUGAUUAGUCUCGCGAGGACAUGGCGACGUCGUGGACUGCGCCGCCGCCGGGGUACCCGCAGGUCGGCGGCCAGCCGGCUUACCCGCAGCAGUCCUCCUCCACGGCCGUCGCCGUCGCCUCGGGCAGCAGCGGCGUGGGGAACCCCUACGUGUUCGUCACCCCGGCCAGCAACGGCGUGGGGAACCCCUACGUGAUCGUCACCCCGGCCAGCGCGUCCCCUUCCACCUGUCACUCCAUCAGGAAGGCGCUGGAGCGGUACGGGAAGAAGCUGGAGGACGGCACCCGCAAGGCCGCCGACACCACCGGCAACAUCUGGCACCACCUGCGGACGGCGCCGAACAUGGCGGACGCGGCGGUGGCGAGGCUGGCGCAGGGGACGAAGGUGUACGCGGAGGGCGGCCACGACAGGGUGUUCCAGCAGGCGUUCGGCGUCGUGCCGGGGGAGCAGCUCCGCAAGGCCUACGCCUGCUACCUCUCCACCUCCACUGGCCCCGUCAUCGGCACGCUCUACCUCUCCACGGCCCGCCUCGCCUUCUGCAGCGACAGCCCCCUCCCCUACCAGGCCCCCGGCGCCGGCGCCGCCGCCGGUGGCCACCCUCCCGAGGGCAUCUACUACAAGGUGGUGCUUCCCCUGAACCAAGUGAAGUCGGUGAACCCUUCUGCCAGCAUGACGAACAGGGGCGAGAAGUACAUCCAGAUCACCACCACGGACAAUCACGAGUUCUGGUUCCUGGGGUUCGUGUCCUACGACAAGGCGCUCAAGAAUCUCUACGAAGCCCUGCAGCGCCGUGCGUGAUCACAGCCCUCAGCUACCGCAGCUAAGCUUCACCUCCAUCCUAAUAUACAUAUCUGUUGAUUUAAGUUUCUUUCGUGAUCUUGUAAGCUUCAGUUGGAAUAAGUGUGACACGUUACUGAAACAAAAAUUCCGAUGCCGUGUGUAUGAACAUUGUCAGUGUAGAAUGUGCUGAAUUGGUUAAAAGUGAACGGUAAA
Messenger RNA from Oryza brachyantha (malo sina), 1242 nucleotides. RefSeq names its product GEM-like protein 1. Lineage: Eukaryota; Viridiplantae; Streptophyta; Magnoliopsida; Poales; Poaceae. Bases 271 to 1047 code for a protein of 258 amino acids. The transcript has 4 exons. The record is from RefSeq and is a predicted model, not a curated record.